Molecule: messenger RNA, 1227 nt
Organism: Mya arenaria
Lineage: Eukaryota; Metazoa; Mollusca; Bivalvia; Myida; Myidae
Exons: 14
Coding region: 1-1227 (408 amino acids)
Source: RefSeq, a predicted model, not a curated record
AUGCGAAAGUUUGCCAGAAUGCCACUGACCUACCGCAAGCCAGCCGGUCAGAAUAAUGAGCUGCAGGAGAGGUCUCCAAGUGAUGAUUCCCAGCAAGGGUACCAGUUCCCAAAUGCUGUAACAUCCAAUACUGACAGACAGCUCAAUGGGCAGAAUGAUGAGCAGCAGGAGAGGUCUCCCCCAGUGAUGAUGGUCAGCAAGGGUCAGAAUAAUGAGCUGCAGGAGAGGUCUCCAAGUGAUGAUUCCCAGCAAGGGUACCAGUCGCCAAAUGCUGGCAGAAUGAUGAGCAGCAGGAGAGGUCUCCCCAGUGAUGAUGGUCAGCAAGGGUACCAGUCGCCAAAUGCUAUUACAUCCAAUACAGACACACAGCUCAAUAGUCAGAAUAAUGAGCUGCAGGAGAGGUCUCCAAGUGAUGAUUCCCAGCAAGGGUACCAGUCGCCAAAUGCUGUAACAUCCAAUACUGACAGACAGCUCAAUGGUAAGAUCAGGCUGAGGCAGAAUGAUGAGCAGCAGGAGAGGUCUCCCCCAGUGAUGAUGGUCAGCAAGGGUCAGAAUAAUGAGCUGCAGGAGAGGUCUCCAAGUGAUGAUUCCCAGCAAGGGUACCAGUCGCCAAAUGCUGUAACAUCCAAUACUGACAGACAGCUCAAUGGUAAGAUCAGGCUGAGGCAGAAUGAUGAGCAGCAGGAGAGGUCUCCCCCAGUGAUGAUGGUCAGCAAGGGUCAGAAUAAUGAGCUGCAGGAGAGGUCUCCAAGUGAUGAUUCCCAGCAAGGGUACCAGUCGCCAAAUGCUGUAACAUCCAAUACUGACAGACAGCUCAAUGGUAAGAUCAGGCUGACAGGAGAGGUCUCCCCCAGUGAUGAUGGUCAGCAAGGGUACCAGUCGCCAAAUGCUGUUAUAUCCAAUACAGACACACAGCUCAAUAGUCAGAAUGAUGAGAUGCAGGAGAGGUCUCCAAGUGAUGAUUCCCAGCAAGGGUACCAGUCGCCAAAUGCUGUAACAUCCAAUACUGACAGACAGCUCAGGCUGAGGCAGAAUGAUAAGCUGCAGUUGAGGUCGCCCAUUAAACAUUGCCAGCAAUGGUACCAUAUCAACACACAGCUCAAUUGGCCAAAUGAUGAAAUGGUGAGGUCGUCCAGUGGUGAUGAAUGUGAUGAUGGUCAGCUAGGGUACCAGUCGUUGGUAGUUCUACAACCCCACCCCGACAUACAUCAAAGUGGUAAGAACUAG